Molecule: messenger RNA, 2883 nt
Organism: Tribolium castaneum (red flour beetle)
Lineage: Eukaryota; Metazoa; Arthropoda; Insecta; Coleoptera; Tenebrionidae
Gene: Wdr33
Product: WD repeat domain 33
Exons: 10
Coding region: 257-2674 (805 amino acids)
Cellular component (GO): mRNA cleavage and polyadenylation specificity factor complex
Molecular function (GO): protein binding
Source: RefSeq, a predicted model, not a curated record
ACGUUGGCGUCUCGACGCAAACGCAAAACCAGUGCGCACUGCGCAUGCGUGUUGCAGUGACGAAAAUUUUGCAGUUUCAGAACCAGAAAUCGGUGGUUUUUUAUGUUUUCUACUAGAAAUUGUUACGUAUUUUCUUGUUAUUUUCUCAACCCCGACACUUCCGAGUCCAUAUCACUCUACAAAUACAGGCCAAGAUGCUCUGCUUCGUGACGUUUUCAAGUUUAUUCCACUUGAAAUGAAUGAGCUGUGAUCAACAAUGAUGGAGUUUGCACAACCGCCCCCCAACAUGGCCAUGCCUCCUCCGGGCAUGGGGCAGCAGGGCAUGAACAUGCCACCACCUAGCAUGGGCGGACCUGGAGGGUACCAACACAACAAGCCUCCGUUUCGCCCCUUCAUGAACAUGCAAAGGCCGCUACCUGGGCCCCUGGGCAACAUGACCCUCGAAGACUUCGACGGGAAGCGGCUGAGGAAGUCGGUAAUGAGGAAAACUGUAGACUACAAUUCUUCAAUUAUAAAGGAAUUACAAUCAAGAGUGUGGCAGAGGGAUUACAGGGACAGGAGAGCCUUGCAACCUGAUGUGAUGUAUUACCCAGACAUGAUGCCUCCUCCGAGUUACCAAGAUAACCCCAUUAACUGUGUCACCACUAGGUUUGUUAAAACUGCAACAAAUAAGAUGAGAUGUCCCAUUUUUUGUAUGGCAUGGACGCCAGAAGGACGGAGACUUGUCACAGGCGCCAGCUCUGGGGAGUUUACACUCUGGAAUGGCCUCACCUUCAAUUUCGAAACUAUCUUACAAGCUCAUGACAGCCCCGUAAGAACGAUGGUCUGGAGCCACAACGAUAGUUGGAUGGUGACAGGCGACCAUGCGGGUUAUGUGAAAUAUUGGCAGUCAAAUAUGAACAAUGUGAAGAUGUUCCAGGCCCAUAAAGAAGCUCUUAGAGGCAUAAGCUUCAGCCCCUCGGAUACCAAGUUUGUAACGUGCUCAGACGAUGGUACUCUGCGAAUUUGGGACUUUUUCCGAUACCAAGAGGAGCGGAUUCUGCGAGGUCACGGGGCUGAUGUAAAGUGCGUGCACUGGCACCCCCAAAAGGGGCUUAUCGUUUCCGGUAGCAAAGACAAUCAGCAGCCGAUUAAGCUCUGGGACCCCAAAACCGGACAGUCUUUAGCUACUUUGCAUGCGCACAAAUCGACCGUCAUGGACUUGAAGUGGAACGAGAAUGGCAAUUGGCUGAUAACGGCCUCACGUGACCACCUUUUAAAACUGUUCGAUUUGAGGAACCUCAACCAGGAGGUGCAGACCUUCCGUGGACACAAGAAGGAGGCUUCCAGCGUCGCCUGGCACCCCAUCCAUGAGGGGUUGUUUUCGAGUGGUGGGUCCGAUGGGUCCAUCAUGUUCUGGCACGUUGGAGCUGAUAAGGAAGUCGGGGCUAUAGAACAAGCCCAUGAUAGUAUAGUCUGGACGCUAGCGUGGCACCCAUUGGGUCAUAUCCUAUGUUCGGGAUCAAAUGACCACACCAGUAAAUUCUGGACCAGGAACCGACCCGGAGACCAAAUGAGGGAUAAAUACAACUUGAACACUCUUCCGGCCGGUAUUGCAGGUCUUGAAGAUUUGGAUAUGGGUGAAGAACCGUCAAUUAUUCCGGGAAUGGGUCCUGACGAUAAGGUCGAGUUAACUUCGCUUUCGUCCGAUGGUAACACUGCCAUUCCUGGACUAGAUCUCGACUUGUUAACUACGACGAAUGAAGAGAAAACCAAAAUUAAAAAAGUGCCGUUUAGUAAACCAAUUCCUAGGAAUUUCCAAGCGCAAUGGAACGAAACUUAUGAAGACGCAGCCGGGACGAUAAACGAAGUGAUUAGUCAAAUUGUCGAAAAUACGCCAGGUGUUGUUCCCCUGCAGAAAAUUGCCCCAAGUGCGAUUAUUAUUUACGGAAAACUUAUCCCAGUUGAACCCGGAUCGAAACUGGAGCAAGUGAUAGCCGAAGGCCCCGAAGCCCUUCAAAAGUACAUCGAUUCGGGUGAGAUCGAGGAGCUGCACGACGUGAUGCCGAUCGGCGACGACGAGGACUACCUCAACGACUACGAUAGCAACACCGACUCGCCUGGAGGUACUACAACAAACAUUCCCAGCCUCAUGCAAACACCAGCAGCUCCACCAAUCACCCAAGACACAAACCUAACCCGCGCUCUUGAUUCAGACAUGCGUAGUGUGGACCAAGACAUGAGAUCGUUCUCUUCAUAUGGCCGUGAUAACGACAUGCGCGAUCCCGAUUACAGAAGUGUGGUCAACCGGGAGCUGAAUUUCCAGCCACCGCCACGUGACUAUGACAUAGGGGAUGAGGAUUACCGACAACCAUUUCGGAACGACCCGGAUUUCAGACACUAUGACGACGAGGAGGGCUAUGAUGAGUAUUAUGAUGAGGCGAGGAACUGGCCACGCAGUAACGGGAAUUACGGCCAGUUUGGGGGAAGGAACCAGAACUUCGGGGGGAAUCACCCGAACUUCCGCGGGCAGUUUGAGGGCUGGAGCGGGCAUAGUGAUUUCAGGGGGCGGGGGGCGAAGCGCGGCGCGAGGGGGCAGCGCAAUCCGAGGAGCAGGCCAAGGGGUGGUUCGAGAGGAAACUCAAGGGGUGGGGCUCCGAACAGGGGACAGUCGUCGUCCAGAGGGCGCUUUUAAACGUAGUCAUAUUGAUUACGAGUGCGUGUUAGUUAUUACAUACCGUUUAUUUUUUCUGGAAAAACUAAGACGCUAUUGCCUCUGUGGUUUAUUUUCAGAGAUUUCUUGGUUAUUUUACAGUAAAAUAUAACAGUAUCAAAGUUACACCAUACAUUGUCAAGAACAAGAUAUUGUCUUCUUUUUCAGAAAUAAACAUUACGUUGAUUGUC